GCUCUGAGGAGGUGUUGUGUGUUACCUCCUCCAGCAAUUGUCGCGCAACGUCACCGCACAACCGGAUAUCGGGGGCAUUUGCAUCUCGGCUCCGGCGGCGAAGAGGAUUAUUUCAUCACGGGAUGCGAUUGGCAGGCCUGAACAGUCUCUGCUACUGUCUAGCGGUGUUUGAGACAGUAGCCACGUGCUACAAAACGCAACCUAAUGAUUAUAUUAGUAAGCUAAGGAACGUGUAUUCCUGGAAGUCCUUGGAUUUUGUCUUUCCGAACGAUGUCGUUAGGGAGGCAGCAAUCAGGAGUGGCAGGUUCAAACCUGGAGCCGCUAUUCCCAUUGACGUCGACGUAUAUUAUGGUGUUAAUCCUGUCGUAUUUAUGGCAAUUCCCCGGCUGGAACAAGGGGUACCAAUAGCCAUAGGAUAUGUGACAGAUGCUAUAUCCAAAGAAGGUAAUCCAUUAAUUGCUCCAUAUCCUAGUUGGGAGUGGAAUAAAUUGGGUGAUUGCGAUGCCAUAACAAGUGCUUACAGGAUACAGAUUGAUGAAUGUGGUAGACUAUGGGUCUUAGAUACAGGCGUGAUUGGUGAUCAGCGAGUUUGCCGUCCGCAACUUCUUUCCUUCUGCCUGACGACGAACAAAUUAUUGAGCCGCUAUAGAUUUCCACGGGACCAGUAUAAUGAAAAGUCUCUUUUUGUUACGCCACUAGUUGACGUGAGGACAAUAGACGUCAAGUGUCGCGAUACCUUUGUUUACAUUGCCGAUGUGACUAGCUUCUCGCUAAUCGUUUACGAUCAUAUUAAUGCUCGCUCGUGGAAAAUUAAUAACAAUCUUUUUUACCCUUAUCCUCAACAUGGCACCUUCGAAAUAAGAAACGAGGCUUUCGAUCUUAUGGAUGGAAUACUCGGAAUGGCAUUAAGCCCUAUGUCAUUAAAUGGAGAUAGAAUUCUCUAUUUUCAUUCAUUAGCCAGCACAACGGAGUCUUGGGUUUCGACAUCGGUUAUUAGAAAUUUCACGCUAUUCGAAAAGAAUCCCGAUGCCGCUGCAAGAUCGUUCAAGGCUUUCCCUAUGCAAAGAACAAGUCAAUCCGCUGCUGAAUCGAUGGAUGCAAAUGGCGUUCUAUUCUUCGGCUUAAUGAGUGAACUAUCAAUUGCUUGUUGGAAUACUAAGCAUUUUCCCGAAUUUGGAGGUAAAAAUAUUGAGACACUUGUCAUUGAUGAAGAGACACUGCAAUUUGCAUCUGGUUUAAAGGUAGUGAGGGCACGAACAGGCCGACAGGAAAUUUGGGUAUCCACAGCAGCGUUCCAACGUUACAUGAGCGGAACUCUUCAUCCGAAUGAGACCAAUUUCCGCAUCCAGGCAGGAUUCGUGGAUGAAUUAGUGCGUGGUACUAAGUGUGACGUACCAGCCCUCGAUAUUUACAACCAGAACACUGGACAGUUUCUGACAGCGACGAAAUGAAGAUCCCGGUACCGCGAGAAGUCCAGCCAACGUUGGCUGCAUUAUCAACAUUUUGAUUAUGAGAGUGACGAGAACUUGCCGAAAGAUUUUUCAAAUGAUGAUAAUGUUUACAUCAAGUUCGGCCAACGGCUGUCGGUUGAAACAUCCCAUCGCUAUUGGGGACCACCAUAUUUUUCGCGGUACCGAACCUUAUCAUAUUGCCCUUACCACAAGGACAAGGUACACAAUCACGAUCGUUACUGUGGAAUAUCUACGCCGACUCUUUAUACUUUUUUUUUCGAUCACGGCGAAUAUUAA
Messenger RNA from Ceratosolen solmsi marchali, 1748 nucleotides. RefSeq names its product yellow-e3 (gene Y-e3). The record is from RefSeq and is a predicted model, not a curated record. NCBI's taxonomy places the organism in Eukaryota, Metazoa, Arthropoda, Insecta, Hymenoptera, Agaonidae. The transcript has 6 exons. Bases 123 to 1451 code for a protein of 442 amino acids. Gene Ontology annotation, cellular component: extracellular region.